This is a messenger RNA of Bactrocera tryoni, 2290 nucleotides long. It is a transcript of the gene fidipidine, whose product is annotated as coiled-coil domain-containing protein 93. NCBI's taxonomy places the organism in Eukaryota, Metazoa, Arthropoda, Insecta, Diptera, Tephritidae. Gene Ontology annotation, biological process: Golgi to plasma membrane transport. The transcript is spliced from 10 exons. The coding region runs from base 105 to 1865 and encodes 586 amino acids. The record is from RefSeq and is a predicted model, not a curated record.
UUUUUGCCAAACAGUCUGUUUUUUUGUAAAAGUUUGUUGAUAAAUUAGCUGGUGCUGAUUAAAACUAAACUUAGGGUACAAGUAAUGAAAGUGGGCGUUUUACGAUGGCGUCCAAUCGUGAUAUAUUCUCGAAACAUUUGCCAAACGUGAAAUUGGCCACACGUAUCGAUGCCGAAGGACGUGAAGUUCAAGUGGAGAGACGUGAAGAUGUAGACGCUACAGUAAAGGAGUUCGAAACAUUUGAUAUGCUGGUUGCGGCUGGCUAUUAUCGGGCACGUAUCAAAGGUUUAUCGCCCUUUGAUAAAGUUGUCGGUGGUAUGACUUGGUGCAUCGAAUGCUGUGAUUACGAUGUGGACGUGGAUUUAUUGUUCCACGAAAACUUAACAAUAGGCCAAAAAAUCGCACUCGUUGAAAAAAUUGUGUCUGUCUUGCCACAAAUGAAGUGCCCUUUUCAGAUAGAACCACAUCAAAUACAAGGACUCGAAUUUCUUAGCAUACAUCCGGUUAUACAAUGGCUGGUUAAAAAAUCAGUUGAAAACCGUGCUGAACGUGCACAGCGACUGAAAAAGUUUGCCAUAGGGCAAUUCCACAAUCACUACCAAUAUAAAACGGAUAAAGAGCAGCUGGCGAAGAUACGAAAUGCUUCAGCGCAUAUUAAGCGCAUUCAAGAACUCUAUAAUCCUGUGCGGGCAUAUCAACGCAAGGAUGCGGGGAAUGAAGAUGAGAAAACGCGUGUGCGCAUGACUUUGCUAGAGUACGGUUGUGCGACUGCGCCGAGUACGACUAAUGAAACCCGUUCUGGUGCGAGCGAUGAGCUUGAUGUGCACAAAUUGCUAAAAAAUCUUUCCUUAACAAACGAGCAUAUCACAUGCUCGCCAACACAUCGCUUGGAUGCCAGCGAACGCAGCGCCAUGAUUAGGCACUACACUGAACUGCAACAGGAAAUGGAAACGGAUGCCAAACAAUUAUCAGAACACAGUCAAAUUAAAAUGCUUGAAGCUUCGAAAGUCGCAUUAGAACGUAAGGUUCAAAGUAAUCUCGAAGAGAAUAAAGAAAUAGAGGCGGAAUUACAAAAGCAAAAGCAACAACUGCAACAAUAUGUCGAACGAAAACAGGAAUUGCAAGCUGAAAUCGAACAGUACAAAGCAAUUGAAGCGAAAGCGGAUCCAGAGCUUGUUACUAAAGUGCAUGAUAUGUUGAAGCAACAUGACCAACUAAAAAAGGAAGAGGCGGAAUUCAAAGAGUUCUGUCGGCAAGAUUUGGCCAAUUUGCAAAAGGAGAUUGACGAACUGGAAGCUUUCAAUGCACAAACACCGGAGGAACAAGAAGCUGCCAUCUCAAAAGAGAAAGCACAAAUACAGGAACUGAAGCUGCAGAUAGCCAAAAAGAAUCGUAGCAUUGUGGUCAUGCAGCGACGGUUAGAUGCCAUACCCGAUCGCACGGAACUAACACAGUACCAGCGACGGUUUCAUGAGCUACACAAUGAAAUGAGUGCCAAACACAUAGAGACGAAGCAAUACUACACGCUCUUCAACACGUUGAAUGACAAGAAACGUUAUCUCGAAAAGGAACUCUCACUACUCAAUUCCAUAUGCGAAGCAUACAAUGAGGGCAUGACCAGCGUGCAGGGUCGUGAAGAGUUCAUCAAACAGUUCGAAGCAAUUGUGACGGGUGUGAGGCAAACCGAACAAAAGGUGCGUCAGAAGUACAACGAGGAAUGUGCGCGGCGCGAUGCGCUCAACGCGGAGCUACAGAGCCUACUCGAGCUGCAGCGUCAGUAUGCGGCCGCUGUGAAACAGCUGACCAAGGAGUGCCAGCGUUGCGAGCAAUUGCAGCAGCAUUUAAAGUCAAUUCGGCAAAAGUAGUCUAGUAAUUAGUGGUAUAUAUAUAUAUAGUAGUAUGUACAGUACAGUACAGUUAGCAAUUUACAGCAGGAGAAAAAGAGAUUUAGAGAGAAAGGCGUUUUUAUGUGCAAAGAAAAGAAAGAUAUUGAAUUGCUAUCGAAGAUUUUAAUGAAACGAUUUUGUUUUAGCUCAAAGUAUGUACUCGCAGUGUGUUGUUUAUAUACUAUAUGUACAUACCUUGUUUAAGCAUACACAUAUAAGUAUAUUAGUAAAAUUGUUUGUUUGCCAGUUCCAAUACAAAAACCGUACGUAUUAUUAUAAAGAAUGUUUGGAAAGCGAGAUUAAACGAAAAUUUGAUUCCAUUUUGCUACAUACUCGUAUAUCAGAAACUGCUAAUUUAGGAAAAUUACUUAAUUAAUUUAUAAUUAAACACGUUUUUAAUGAAA